UCCCGGGGGUGACUCAGCAUCUCAAACUCGCAUCCUUAGCAUCCCUCACUCAAUAGUUUUUGAAUGAAUGACAGGGCACCCGUAAUGGCCACGGCACCUUCUUUACUACCUCUGCACCCCUCCCUGCGUUCCCUCUUUCUCUCUCCAGUGCCCUCCUCCCUGCUCCCCACAAACCCAGCAACUGGGACAGAUUCCUCUGGCUUUGGAAAGAGGGCUGCUUGUCUUUGUCUCAUCACCCCCAACUCCAGCCGCUGCACACUCAGAUAUCUCUCCUGGUGGUUACCUUGCUUUCGGAAAACAGAAAAGGAAAUUUUAAAAGGUCAGCUCAUCUCAAAAGGCUGUCUGCAGCAGUGAGAUUUUAAAACUGUCUGUGUAUUCUGCCUAGUAACUGGUGAGAGAGUAGGCUCAGGGAUACCAUUGGCUGGGCCCAUCCACAGUCGGCCAAUCCUGGGCUCUAGACCAUUCAUUGAGAUCUUGGGACUCUGCGGUCAGAGUGGACCUAGUCUCAGGUCCUGCCGCUGGGCACUCCGCGAGUAAUGGAAGGCGAAGGUAAAUUUUUUUUGUUUUUUGUUUUUUCUUCUCCGAUUUCAGGGCGGUUUGUUCUCUGUUUGUGACUAUGAGAUUAGACAGAAGACGGACCACAGGAAAAUCAUCAGUUAGUUGAGCGUCAGAGGAGAACAGAGAACGCAGAAGUUAAUUCUAGAAGGGAACGUCUAAUGAGUCCAUCCGUCGGGAGGUACCUGAACCCGGAGACAACGUGGGGCGCGCUGACGAUCCCCCCGCGGUUACAGGAAAGCUGGACUUGGAUCGGAGCUGGGGCCCCGUCUCCUCGGCCGGUCUCUCCACGUCUGGUGCCCCCAGGCCUCCGGUCGGGCGCUGACUCUCCCGGGUGCCUGGUCGGUGGCGCUGAUGAAGCCCGAGGCCGCCCCCCGCUGCCGCGCGCGGGGCUCGCUUCUCUUCUUGGCGCUCCUCUGCGGGUGUGCCCUGCCCUCAGCCCAGUUUACUGUCGUGGGUCCAGCUGACCCAGUCCUGGCCAUGGUGGGAGAAGACACCACGUUUCACUGCCACCUGUCCCCCGAGAAGAACGCUGAGGACAUGGAGGUGCGGUGGUUCCGGACUCACUUCUCGCGGGCAGUGCUCGUGUACAAGGGUGGACGAGAGAGGACCGAGGAACAGCUGGAGGAGUUCCGAGGAAGGACGACCUUUGUGAGCGACGGCAUCAGACAGGGGAGCGUGGCGCUCGUCAUACACAAUGUCACAGCGCACGAGAAUGGCAUCUACCACUGUUACUUCCAAGAAGGCAGGUCCUACGAUGAGGCCAUCAUGCGGCUGAUGGUUGCAGGCCUGGGCUCCAAGCCCCUCAUUGAAAUGAAGGGCCAUGAGGACGGGGGCAUCCGGCUGGAGUGCACAUCCGUAGGGUGGUACCCAGAGCCCCACGCGGUGUGGAGGGACCCUCACGGUGAGAUCAUGCCCGCCCUGGAGGAGGCUUACACUGUGGACGCCGACGGCCUCUUCACGGUCACCGUGGCCGUGAUCAUCAGGGACUGCUCUGUGAGGAACGCGUCCUGCUCCGUCAACAACACCCUGCUUGGCCAGGAGAAGGGAACUGUGAUUUUCAUUCCAGAAUCCUUGCCCCCCAGCACACUCCCCUGGAUGGCGGGCCUCGCUGCCCUCCCGCCUUCUCUGCUGCUCCUCGUCGCUGGAGUCCUGUGUCUCGCCAGGAAGGUCCACCGGGAAAAAGAGGUUGAGAAUGAAGAGAGAGAAACUGCAUGUCAGGAGCUGGGGAAAGAAGAUGUGGAAAAAGAGAAAGAACGUGAGAUCAGAGAGCAACUUCAAGAAGAACUGCGAUGGAGAAGAACCCUGCUAAAUGCCGCUGACGUGGUCCUAGACCCAGACACGGCACAUCCUGAGCUGUUCCUGACAGAGGACCGGAGAGGUGUGAGGCGAGGCCCCUCCAGGCAGAGUGUGCCUGACAACCCCGAGAGGUUCGACUGCCGGCCCUGUGUCCUGGGCCUGGAGAGCUUCUCCUCAGGGAGGCACUACUGGGAGGUGGAGGUCGAAAACGUGAUGGUGUGGGCUCUGGGGCUUUGUAGAGACAAUGUCGAGAGGAAAGGAGAGGCCUUACUGGUUCCCCGGAAUGGCUUCUGGACCCUGGAGAUGUUCGGAAACCAAUACCGGGUCCUGUCUUCCCCCGAGAAGAUCCUCCCCUUGAAAGAGCGCCUUCGCCGCGUGGGCAUCUUUCUGGACUAUGAAGCUGGAGAUAUCUCCUUCUAUAACAUGAGGGACAGGUCACACAUCUACACGUGUCCCCACUCACCCUUCUCUGGGCCCUUGAGACCCUUCUUCAGGCUGGGGUCUGAUGACAGCCCCCUCUUCAUCUGCCCAGCCUUUACAGGGGCCCGGGGGGUCGCGGUGCCCGAGGGCGGCCUGAUCCUUCACAGGACGGGGACCCAGCGCAGCCACCAGGGUCAGUUCCCUGGUCUCAGAGCCAAGUAGAGGGCCCCGGCACCCCUGGCAGGAAACGGGUCAUGUCAAGAACCGCCUCCAGAGGCCUCCUGGACACCCUCUUCAGGCCCAGCCCUGCCUGGCCCUCAUCAGGCUGUUGCUUUCCCGAUUCAUUUGCUGGUGACCACGGGGGCACGGGCC
Leopardus geoffroyi (Geoffroy's cat) is the source of this 2646-nucleotide messenger RNA. Its product is annotated as butyrophilin subfamily 2 member A2-like. Gene Ontology annotation, biological process: regulation of cytokine production; T cell receptor signaling pathway. Gene Ontology annotation, molecular function: signaling receptor binding. The record is from RefSeq and is a predicted model, not a curated record. Lineage: Eukaryota; Metazoa; Chordata; Mammalia; Carnivora; Felidae. The coding region runs from base 910 to 2496 and encodes 528 amino acids. The transcript has 8 exons. Gene Ontology annotation, cellular component: external side of plasma membrane.